CACACACACACACACACAGAGAGAGAGAGAGAAAUAAAACACUGAAUCAUGUAUGUGGUCUGUUCAUUUGUAGGUUAACCAGAGGAGGACUUAGCAUGGCGCAAACUGCCUGUUGGACUUUGCUGACUUUAAUGACAGUCUCUUCCUUUGCACCAGGUGCUCUAUCCCAACAAACUUGCUCAGACAAGCUGCUGUCGAUAAAGGGAGGACAUUUUACCCUUAGCCGGGAUUUUGAAUUAGGCACUUUACUGGCCUACAAAUGCCAAGAUGGAUACUAUUCUCCAGUUCAAAGUCGUCGCUGUCUGUUCAGUGGGAGGUGGAAGCCCUUACCAAAGCGUGGACUACAAUGCAAGAAGGUCAGAUGUCCUGAUCCAAGUGUUUUUAAACAUGGAAAUGUCCUGCCACCACUAGGCAGGUACUACGUAAAUGACACAACAACGUAUGAAUGCUUUUCUGACUACAAACUCUAUGGGUCUGCGACUCGUGUCUGCAAAGCCAAUGGAAAGUGGAGUGGCAGGACACCCAUUUGCAGUCGCAACACGGACCACUGCCCAGAUCCUGGAGUGCCAGCCGGUGCACGCAGGGAUGGCCACAUCUUUAACAUCGGUGACAAAGUGACCUACCGCUGUGAGGAUGGCUUGAUGCGCGUCGGCUCCAAGGAGCGCACGUGCAAGGAGAGUGGAGACUGGACUGGCAACGAGCCCGAGUGUCACUUCGAUUACACAUUUGACACACCAGGGGAAGUGUCUGAGGCGUUUGGAAGUGCCCUCAAGAACAGCUUGAAACAAGCUGAUGAAGAAAGCCCCAAUCAACAGCAGGGGAAGAAAAUCCAUCUGGAUAAGGGUGGGAACAUCAACAUUUUUAUCGCCAUUGAUGCAUCUGAUAGCAUUGACAAGGAUCACAUCCAAAAGUCCAUUGAUAUAACUAAGAACCUGAUUGAGAAGAUCAGCUACUACGAUGUGACGCCCAAUUAUGACAUUAUGUUCUUUGCCACCAAGGUUACGCCAGUUGUUGACAUAAAAAAUUACUAUAUAGGGAACCCAAAAAGUCUGGCAGAUGUCAUAACAGAUUUGGACAAAUUUAAUUUUGAUGAUAAUGGAGAUGAUUCUGGAACCAACCUGGGAGCAGCCUUUACAAACAUUCUGGAGCACAUGAGUUUUAUAAAAGCAAGAAAGCCUGAGCAGUUUCUGAACAGCAGCCAUGUAAUCAUCAUGUUCACUGAUGGCGAAUCCAACAUGGGCCAAGAUCCAAAGCGUCCAGUGAGUCAAAUCAAGGAUUUUGUGUAUGGAAAUAAAAAAGAGCAGCGUAUGGAAAAACUGGAUAUAUACAUGUUUGGCCUGGGGCAGGAUGUAGAGAGGGAGUUGCUCACAGAAUACGUGACAGACAACGCAGGAAAGCAUGUGUUUUUGAUGGAGGAUCUAGACCAACUCCAUCAAGUCUUUGAUGAAAUGAUUGAUGAGAGCAGCAAUGUAGGUUUGUGUGGUCUCCACAGAGACUACAGCUAUGGCCAUAAGGAGACAGCCUCUAAGUACCGUCAGCAGCAGCCUUGGCUGGCUGAGAUCUCUGUCCGACAUGUAGAGGGAUCUCCCUCCAGCUGUUUGGGUUCUCUGGUCACCCCCCGCUUCAUCUUGACUGCUGCCCACUGCUUCAAGUUUGGAGACACAAGCGACAGAAUAACUGUUACAAUUGAAGACGGAAAGACCAAAGAUCAUGAAGUGAGGAUACACAUCCCUCAUCCAGACUAUAAUAUUUUGGCCAAGAAAGAUAAAGGCAUACCAGCAUUUUUUGACUUUGAUGUGGCGCUUAUUGAACUUAAGGAAGAUGUUGCGAUCUCUGCCACUGCAAGACCGAUCUGCAUUCCUUGCACUAAGGAAACCAGUGGUGCUUUGAAACUGACCGGCGCUGAUGUGAAAUGCAAGGAUCAUGAGAGGCUGUUAUUGAAUAAUGAGUAUGAAGAUGCUUAUAUAAUGUCGCCAAAAAGGGAAAAAAAAUUCAUUAAAAUCAAGCUCGGAAAUGCGAGGGAUGCCUGCAUUGAAGAUGCCAAGAAAGCCAAAGAUAUGACGGCCACUGAUGCAAAGGAGAUUGUAACUGAAAACUUCCUGUGCACUGGUGGGAUCGCUCCUGUCACAGAUCAUGUUGCAUGCAAAGGCGACUCGGGUGGUGCACUAUUUACUGACAAGAGUCACCGCACAGUACAGGUUGGAGUUGUGAGCUGGGGUGUAGAGGACAUCUGCAAGGGCCAAACUCUGGUGUUAUCCCGCGAACACACUAGAGACUACCACAUCAACCUCUUUAAGGUCCAGCCAUUCUUAAAGAAGCACCUGGGUAAUCUCACUGCAAAAUAUGCACCACUAACCUUUCUAGAGUAGAGAUACGUAUACGCCUUCUGUGAUUAUGCAAACUGUUCUUUGCUUUUCAUGGCUUCAGUAGAAAUGUAUUCACUGUUCAAUAAAGAUGACAUUUUUCCUAAUUUUUUUAUAUAUUUUCUCACUCUUAAAUAAAAAUUACUGUUGCCUUCCUGGUUAUUUUAAACUUCAUAGAAAAUAAUCUCUGUUAAUCUCUUAAGGGGCCAUUCAUUUGGAAAAAGAAUACCUUAAAAUCAUUUUUAAAAAUUGUUGUUUUGGGUUUUUGAUGUGUGGUGUUUUAGUAAUAAUGAAAGGUAUGUUGAGAUUCUGGAGAGGCUUCUGGAAAAUAAAA
Molecule: messenger RNA, 2697 nt
Organism: Clupea harengus (Atlantic herring)
Lineage: Eukaryota; Metazoa; Chordata; Actinopteri; Clupeiformes; Clupeidae
Product: complement factor B-like
Biological process (GO): complement activation; proteolysis; response to bacterium
Cellular component (GO): extracellular exosome; extracellular region
Molecular function (GO): serine-type endopeptidase activity
Source: RefSeq, a predicted model, not a curated record